This is a messenger RNA of Mangifera indica (mango), 591 nucleotides long. RefSeq lists its product as uncharacterized. The record is from RefSeq and is a predicted model, not a curated record. The coding region runs from base 1 to 591 and encodes 196 amino acids. Gene Ontology annotation, molecular function: nucleic acid binding. Lineage: Eukaryota; Viridiplantae; Streptophyta; Magnoliopsida; Sapindales; Anacardiaceae. The transcript is spliced from 2 exons.
AUGGCUCCUUUUAUUACAUGUUCUAAAACCAAUGAUGUAACACAUAUUGCUAAUUUGUUCUUUAAGGAAGUGGUUCACUUGCAUGGUCUGCUAAGAACUAUUGUUAGUGACAGAGAUUUUAAGUUUUUAAGUCAUUUUUGGCGCACUUUAUGGAAUAAAUUAGGAACUAAACUCUUAUUUUCUACUACUACACAUCCUCAAACAGAUGGACAAACUAGAGUAGUUAAUAGGACACUCACUACUUUGUUACAUGUUAUCAUUCAAAAGAACUUAAGGCAAUGGGAGAAGUGUGAACGUGCUAAUAUUGAUGUUAAGAAAAAGGCAGACUUUAUGAAGGAUUUACAUGCCAAGGUUCAUGCUAACAUUGAAAGGAAGAACGAGCAAAAUACAAUACAAGCUAAUAAAGGGUGUGUGAAGGUUGUCUUUAAACCUGGUGAUUGGGUGUGGGUGCACAUAAGAAAGGAACGUUUUCCCCCACAAAAAAGUCCAAAUUAUGAUUUGAGAAUGAAUCCUUUCGAGGAGAGAGGGAAUGAUGGAGAUCAAAGUGCUGAUCAAGUGCAACAAAGAAAGUAUUCCCAAGAUCCUUUGUAA